GGCUCGUGGAACGCUUUGUGUUAUUAUUCUGCUUCUGCACUUCGCUAGCUGAUGCUUGCUUUCCUUUCCUCAUUUUAUUCUUCAUGACGAAAUGCUGAUCUAAUAAUAGUGCCGCUUUUUGUUUGUUUUUCGUUUUAAUAUGCCGGCUGUGGUCGCGUCUUCACUAAAAAUAAUGUAACCGGUAUUGAGUAGUGUUAAAUUUGGACCGGCAGGUAGCGGGGCCAAAUCAUAUUUUCGGCAUACGCAAGAACACCUCGCCUCGUAACUCGUCGAACACAGAACGUUGACAUUCCUAAUACAUUCUCAUUCGGAUACGUACGGUUUAGUUCUUAGGUGUAACUUAGCAUAAAUUAAAAAUAUGAGGAAUAGGUAUAGAAACACGGAUUCUUCCAUCAAAGCCGGGGAUUUGAUCUUGACAGAGCAACCCUUUGCUUUUGUUUUAUCGUCCAAAGAGCAAGGGAGCCGGUGCGAUAAUUGCCUGGAAAAGGGCAAAGUGCUGAAAUGUUCAGGAUGCCAGUUUGUCUACUACUGCGGGCGAGCAUGCCAGAGAGAUGCGUGGGGUGAUCACAAGUGGGAAUGCGCAAACUUCAAGCGCGUGGCUCCUAAAGUCCUGCCGGACGGAGCUCGCAUGCUGGCUAAGAUCAUCAACCGGCUGUAUCGAGGUGACGGCCAUUCAUUCCGCUCCUUCUACUCCGGGACUUCCUUCAGGAUGUGGAAGGAUUUGAUGUCACAUUAUUCAGACUUGAAAGCGGACACGAAGAGGAUGGAUCACUUCACGUCGCUCUGCGUGGUGCUGUACGAGUUCCUAAAAGACAUAUCACUGCCGAACACUGUGGAACUCAUGGGACUGUAUGGGAGGAUGGUAAUCAACAGCUUUAUGAUUCUGGACAUCGAUAUGAACUCCAUUGGUACCGGUAUUUACUUGGCCUCGUCUAUCCUGGAUCACAGCUGCGAUCCGAAUGCAGUGGCCAUCUUUGACGGCAAGACUAUCAAUAUCAGAGCUAUUAAGGACAUGCCUUGCUUGGAUUGGAAUCAGAUGCGAAUAUCGUACAUAGACCUUAUGAAGACCCCCUACGACAGACAGUCGGAGCUGCUGCAGAACUACUACUUCUUAUGCCAGUGUGACAGGUGCAUUGAUGAAAAUCAAAUUAAACACGUGCAUGGCGCUAUUUGUUUAAACAAGCAAUGCAAUGAACCUGUCUCAAUACCUUGGAAAGAAGACUGUCUACUCGUCAGAAGACCGGAAAAGACCGAGGUCAGUGAACCGUCAAAUAGUAGAUUGGAGAAGCUAGAAGAAAAUUCCACAGAUUUGGUUGAAAUAGAAGAAAAUGGUGUGGAUGAAAAAGAUGCUUUGCAUUGUAAGGAAUGCGGGACGAAGUAUACUGAGAAACAUGUUGAUGUCUUCGUGAAGACCAUGGAGUUCACACAUGUGCAUUUACAGAAUAUGGAGAGAGCGUCCGUGGCUUAUGUCGAUGUAUGUCAGUACUGCCUAGAUAGACAGGAGGGUGUGCUACACCCACUCAACGUAAUGCACGCUCAGACCCUGGACCAUGCCUUCGACGCGCUCAUACAGGUGCAGCUGUGGGAGAAAGCUUGCGUGUACGCUGAGAAACUCAUUCCCUGCUUUAGAUUCUACUACGGCGACAGAAACCCACUGCUUGGCCUGUUACACCUGAAGUACGGCAAGAUACUCCUGUUCAAAAUGGACAUUGAGAAAGCGUUAGCCCAGUUGAAAUGUGCUGAAAAAAUAAUAAAAAUGACACAUGGCGAUAGACAUCCUCUUUACAAAGAACAAUUACUGCCUUUACUACAACAAGCAAUAAUGGAGUCUUGAGAUUAUGGUGCAGUGCCUAUCUAGGUCAUUUUAGUAUUUAAUGUGAUGAUUGUGAAAGAUAAUAACUAUUAAGCAAUGUUCUAAGAGAAAUUUUAAUGAAUUUUGUCCACUUAUAAGUACAUUCUUCUUUGAAUUUGUUUUACCCUAAAUGGGGGAGUGUUUUUUUGUUGGCGCAAAUGUAGGAAGGUGUAUUUUUGUCCAAUAACAGCAGCUGUCGAAUAUUGAAAGUCCAAUGGUGUAACACAACCUAAUUCCCUAUUGGACGAAGAACCAGAGGUGCACACUAGCGCCGUGUGUUGCGCAAAAAAACCGGUAUUUUUUGCGCAUUAGGUACUCAUUAGGCAUCACAUAGGACAUUAGAGAAUUGUUAUAUAGUAGUAUUUAUUAAUAGUUAACUAAAUAAAGACAAUUAAGUACUACUUGAUAACUAAAUUUAUGAAUGUCUUGUCCAGUCAUGUGAUGGUUCCUUCUUAAAAUGAAAAAAUCUCUUUUUGAAACUAUUUAGAUGUAAACAAAACAAAGCAAUAUGAACAACGUAUACCAUGCCAUAAGUCUUUAUAUUUGAAUUUAAUCUAUAUUAACUAGCUAAAAGGGUUGCAAUAUGCAAUAAGUUAUAACCAACUUUUGCCACUAAGAUUAGUCUCAUUUAAUAGGUGUAAGGAAACAAGACCUGGAAACCCAGUAUGCAAAAGCUUCCGACAGAAAUAACAAUUGCAGGGAAGAAAAAUAUACAAAAGUAUGAUAUGUACCUACCUUUUUUAAAUAUUUACUAUUGUCUUGUUCUAAAUAUGUAUAAAUGAUUGUUAUGUUGUGGGCUAACUGUUUGAUCUUCACUUUAGCAUAAUUAUGUGGUCACGAUGAUGGGAAUGAUUGUCAAAGUGUAUAAUCUUCUGUUUCCAGUACAAAAUUAGUUAAUAUUGUCAGAUUGAAUAGUAAAGUGACCUUACAUAUUGAUAAUUGUCAAUUAUUUUAUAAGUCACAAGGCUGUGUGUGCAAUAAAUUGGGUUAAGUUGUCAUAUUUAGAUGCUUUUUUUAAUAAAGAAAUCAAGUCACAA
Messenger RNA from Spodoptera litura, 2889 nucleotides. RefSeq names its product SET and MYND domain containing, class 3 (gene Smyd3). Gene Ontology annotation, molecular function: protein binding. The record is from RefSeq and is a predicted model, not a curated record. Gene Ontology annotation, cellular component: nucleus. Lineage: Eukaryota; Metazoa; Arthropoda; Insecta; Lepidoptera; Noctuidae.